AUGGCCGCUGGGGCUGGGCUGGACUGGGCUGGGCUGCAGAGUCACCCUGGCCCCGCUGCUCCCCCAGGGUUGGCGAAGGAGUGCCUGGAGUGGAGACCCCGGCGCCGCCGGGACAGAUCUUUUCCGGAGCACUCGCUGUCGAGCCGUCUCGUGUGCGCCAUGAAGCGCAAGGCGCCCGACGCCAGGGAGGAGGCCUGCGUGCUGUGUCGCCGGGCCGAUUCCGACCAGGAUAAGUACGGCGAGAAACGCCGGAAGGAUGGUCUCUGUGCCCAUGAGAAUUGCCUGGCGGGCGGCAGGCCUUGGGACCCCGAGCAGGUCUCUGAUGGGGGGCUGCUGUGCUCUUUCCAGCUCUGCUACAUCUGUGGUGAGCGCGGGGCCACCAUUCGCUGCCGUCAGAAGGGCUGCAAGCGCAGCUUCCAUUUCCCCUGCGGCUGCGAAGACGGCUGCGUCUCCCAGUUCUUUGGGCAGUACAGGUCCUUCUGCCGGGAACAUUGCCCGGCACAAACAGUGCAGGCGCACCGGGACGGGGAAACCUCCUGCCUUAUUUGUCUGGAGCCCGUGGAGGAACAGCUCUCCUACCACGCUCUGGUGUGCCCCGCCUGCAGGCACGCGUGGUUCCACCGCGGCUGCAUCCAGGUAGAGGCCCUUCCCGCGCCCCUUGGGCACGGCAGGUGGCUAGCAGUGGGCAGUGCCCCGCUCACACUGCUUGUGCCUCUCUUGCAGCAACAAGCUCUCCGCGCUGGCUUCUUCUGCUUCCAGUGCCCGCAGUGUAAAGACAGGGAGACAUUCCUCUGGGAAAUGUCUUCCAUGGGGAUCCGAGUCCCUGUCAGAGAAGCUGCAUGGGAAGCAGAUGGUGCCUUCGACCAGCUCUACGAGAGGCACAGUCGAUGCGAUGCCAGCCGGUGCCUCUACACUCGAGGCAGAGAAGAGGCCGAAGACGAGGGGCCCUGGCACCUGCUCCUCUGCUGCUCCUGUGCUGCCAAGGGCACGCACCGCCGCUGCUCCGCCUUGAGGGCCACCGCAGACACCUGGGAGUGUGAUGACUGCGCAGGCCUGGGCACCUGUAAGAGGAGAACCUGGGUUCCCAACGGGUCCCUCCGGGCCAAGUCCAGGGCCAGGGCCAGGGCCAGCCUCCAGCACACAGUCGGAGACGACCAGCUCCAGCACCAGCAGCCAAGCGGCCUCGACCCCCAGCUGCCCGGCUCCUGCGAGCAGCAGCCGCCCAGGCCAGACCAGGCCACACCGCAGGCUGGGCCGCUCGCGACUACAACGCCGCUCACCGACGUCUGCCACCGGCCAAGCAGCGUCGGCCUCCAGCUCCCGGGCUCCUGCGAGCAGCAGCCACCCAGGCCAUGCUAG
Rhea pennata is the source of this 1359-nucleotide messenger RNA. RefSeq names its product PHD finger protein 7-like. NCBI's taxonomy places the organism in Eukaryota, Metazoa, Chordata, Aves, Rheiformes, Rheidae. The transcript has 7 exons. The record is from RefSeq and is a predicted model, not a curated record. Gene Ontology annotation, cellular component: nucleus. Bases 1 to 1359 code for a protein of 452 amino acids.